Molecule: messenger RNA, 1215 nt
Organism: Microdochium trichocladiopsis
Lineage: Eukaryota; Fungi; Ascomycota; Sordariomycetes; Xylariales; Microdochiaceae
Product: Anp1-domain-containing protein
Exons: 6
Coding region: 1-1215 (404 amino acids)
Biological process (GO): protein N-linked glycosylation; cell wall mannoprotein biosynthetic process
Cellular component (GO): mannan polymerase complex
Molecular function (GO): alpha-1,6-mannosyltransferase activity
Source: RefSeq, a predicted model, not a curated record
AUGCUUCUCCCCAAAGGUGGUGUUUCGUGGAAGUCUGCAAAAUCAUCACUUCCCCCCACCAGGGCGAUAUGGCUCUUCAUCACGAGAACACGGUUCCUCGUCUUCGUUGCCCUGAUAGGCACCAUAUUACUGCUAUGGCGUGGCAUACGGACAUCGGCCAAUGAUCUGCAAAGUUUCUACUGCUGGGGUCCCUCCAAACCGCCCAUGGAGAUGUCGCUCAAUGAACAUCAAGCGUGGCAUGCCCACCUCCAGACACCCGUCAUUUUCAACCACCACGCUCCGAUCAAGGUCAACUCGUCUUCGAUAGAACAUGUCAACCUCAACAAACUCACCACCACCCCUCAGGCUGUGCAGAACGAGGAGCGCAUCCUCAUCCUGACGCCUCUCAAGGAUGCUGCCCCGUACCUGUCCAAAUACUUCGAGCUUGUGGCCGAGCUUACCUACCCGCACCAUCUGAUCGAUCUCGCCUUCCUGGUCGGCGACUCGAAGGACGACACGCUCGGUGUUCUGGCCAUGGAGCUGGACCGGAUCCAGAAGCGUCCUGACAAGAUUCCUUUCAACUCGGCCAUGGUUGUCGAAAAGGACUUUGGCUUCAAGCUUUCUCAGAACGUCGAAGACAGGCACGGUUUCGAGGCUCAAGGUCCCCGCCGAAAGGCCAUGGGCAAGGCCAGAAACUUCCUCCUCUCCGCCGCCCUCAAGCCAGAGCACUCCUGGGUCUAUUGGCGUGAUGUAGAUAUUGUGGACAGCCCAAGCAAGAUCCUCGAGGAUCUCGUGUCGCAUGACAGGGACAUCAUUGUGCCGAACAUCUGGUUCCACCGAUACGAGAAUGGAGUCGACAUUGAGGGCAGAUUCGACUACAACUCUUGGGUCGAAUCGGACAAGGGUCGGAGACUUGCUGCUAGCUUGGACAAGGACGUCGUCCUGGCUGAAGGUUAUUCCCAAUAUGACACUGGAAGAACGUAUAUGUGCAGACUGGGAGACUGGCGCAACGACCCUCGCGAGGAGAUGGAACUUGAUGGUAUUGGCGGUGUCAGCAUUCUCGUAAAGGCUGAUGUCCACCGUGCAGGCAUCAACUUCCCCAGCUACGCUUUCGAGAACCAAGCCGAGACCGAGGGCUUCGCCAAGAUGGCCAAGCGAGCUGGCUAUGAAGUCAUUGGCCUUCCGAACUAUGUUGUCUGGCACAUUGACACAGAUGAGAAGGGCGGCAAUGCCUAA